GGCCGGGCCGGGCCGGGCCGGGCCGGGUUGCAGGGCUCGGUGCGGAGCCGCCGGAGCGGAGCGGAGCGGAGCCGAGCCGAGCCGAGCUGAGCUGAGAUGCCGCUCAAGGCCGUGAUCCUCAUCGGGGGCCCGCAGAAGGGGACCCGGUUCCGGCCGCUGUCCUUCGAGGUGCCUAAGCCGCUCUUCCCCGUGGCCGGAGUGCCCAUGGUGCAGCACCACAUCGAGGCCUGCGCCAAGGUGCCCGGCAUGAAGGAGAUCCUGCUGAUGGGUUUCUACCAGCCCAACGAGGCCCUCAGCCGCUUUCUCGUAUCGGCACAGCAGGAGUUCAAGGUCCCGAUCAGGUAUCUUCAGGAGUACGCAGCCCUGGGCACGGGUGGUGGCAUCUAUCACUUCCGAGACCAGAUCCUUUCAGGUGGUGCUGAGGCCUUCUUUGUCCUCAACGCAGAUGUGUGCUCAGAGUUCCCCUUACAGGAGAUGCUGGAGUUUCGUCAACAGCAUGGGGACAUGCACAGCUUUGUCAUUCUGGGUACCACAGCCAACAGGACACAGGCACUGAAUUAUGGCUGUAUCGUGGCAAAUGCAGAGACACAGGAGGUUCAGCACUAUGUGGAAAAGCCCAGCACGUUUGUCAGUGAGAUCAUUAACUGUGGCAUCUACCUCUUCACACCUGCAAUCUUCCAACACAUUGGUGAGGUCUUCCAGAGGAACCAACAGGAGCUAGCACUAGAGGAAAGCUCCAAUGGCUGGCAGCGUGCAGAAGUGAUCCGGCUAGAGCAGGAUGUUUUCACGGCCCUGGCUGGGAGUGGCAAACUCUAUGUCUACAAAACUGAUGGCUUCUGGAGCCAGAUCAAGUCAGCUGGCUCUGCUAUCUAUGCCAGCCGCCUUUAUCUGAACCAGUACAGCAAAAGCCACCCAGAGAGACUGGCCCAGAACAAACCUGGAGGCCCUGUCAUCCGAGGGAAUGUGUACAUCCACCCAACAGCCUCCAUUGACAGCACUGCAGUGCUGGGCCCCAACGUCUCCAUCGGGGAGGGUGUGACAGUGGGCGCUGGUGUGCGUGUGCGAGAGUCCAUCGUCCUGCACGGUGCCUCACUCCAUGACCACACCUGUGUCCUGAAUACCAUUGUGGGCUGGGACAGCACAAUUGGGCGCUGGGCCCGGGUUGAAGGAACACCCAGCGACCCCAACCCAAAUGAUCCCUAUGCCAAGAUCGACAGCGAGACCCUUUUCCGGGAUGGGCGCCUCACACCAUCCAUCACAAUCCUGGGAGCUGAGCCGAAGCUACAAAAACCAGAUUAUCCUGUGAGUCACGGGCAGCACCUGCAAUCUCCCUGCUGUGCCCCACAACAAGAGCCUGCACUGAGACCUCACAUCCGGGGAGGUUCUCAGCACACCCAGAGGGGUAGGUGCAUGCCAGGAGCCCUGCAAGUGCCUGAAUACUGCUCCAGACAAGACAUUAAAGCUGAUGAGCAUCAGCCUUGCAUGCUGCUUCUCUUGCAGCCCAGGGAUGAGCCCCAGGCCAGGGUGAAGGCUUUGGGGACAGUACGUGGCUCUGGUACCAGCCCUUGGGCUUAUGCAGGGAGCACUUGCUGCCUGCAGUGUCUUGGAUGCAACUUAGUGUGUUUCUCCACCAAAGGGCACUACCAGCACCACCUUGCCACUCCUCACCAGGCUCUCCCUGCACAUUUUCUAUCUGCAACUCCCUGGAAGGGGUUGGCCCAUCUCCAAGACCUGGGAGUUUUGAAUGUGCCUGUCAUGUGUAGGCAGCUCACCCUACAGGAGUAGACUGAGGCUCCUGCUUUCAGCAUGAUUGCAACAGCCUGAGCUGGGCUCUUGCCUACUGCUGGGAAAACAGCAGUGCUAGGCUGUCCUAAGGGCACUGGCACAUACAUGGGGGCUGGGUUGGACUAGUGGCCUGCUGGCCCUGGAGGGAGCUGCAAGAACACCCUUUCCUCCACUACUACCUCUGUUCCUGGGCUUGGUGUGAGCCAGGAGAGCUGCCAACCCUACCACGCGUGCUCCUGUCAGGUUGAGACCUGUGCCUGCUGCCUCGGCAGGGCUCAGAGUGAGGGCAGCAAGCCCCUGCUACCCUUGUGGGCCAACAGUCUCCUUCAAACCAGAAUGGCUGGAGCUUGCGGGGGGGACUCACUGCAUAUCCCCCCCUGUCACCAGCCUCAUCCACUGGCCACCAGAGCAGUCAACUUAUGCAUGUGCAAGUGGCAGAGAUUUAGCACCUCACUUUGUCUCAAAAACCUGAUUUUAGGGAAGGCAGUUUCCUCUUGAGCCUGGCAUAGAUUGUUUGCAGUAACCAAUGCUGCCCUUUUACCGCCCUCAUUUUAAACUCUGUGCUGAAGCCCUGCACUCCACCAAGAGCAUCACACCUCUCAUUUUCAGCAAGGCACGGUAUUAGGUAUUCUUCAUCCAUCCAGUACCAUUCGAGGUUGAUGGAUUUGGAGUAAAUGCUUGCUCCCAGCCCUGUGCCUUCCUGUGCCAGUUCUCCUGCGGACCUGGGCAGGGAUUAGCUGUUCCCUGGCUUUGAGCACAUUAAACUCCUUCAGUUUUG
Molecule: messenger RNA, 2563 nt
Organism: Cinclus cinclus
Lineage: Eukaryota; Metazoa; Chordata; Aves; Passeriformes; Cinclidae
Gene: GMPPA
Product: GDP-mannose pyrophosphorylase A
Exons: 12
Coding region: 97-1785 (562 amino acids)
Biological process (GO): biosynthetic process
Cellular component (GO): cytoplasm
Molecular function (GO): transferase activity
Source: RefSeq, a predicted model, not a curated record